AUGACCCUGGGUAAUCCUGCGUCGCUCUGCGCUUCGGGCAACGCCUGCGGGAACCUCGAGCAAUGCCUCCAGGAUGUGACUGACUGGACAAGCCUGUGGUACGUCUGGCUCCUCUUGCUGAUGAUGCUGGUGCUGCUGCUGGGUACCGCCACCGCGAGCUGCGUGAGGCUCUGCUGCUGCAGGAAGAGGCCCCCGGGCCAGUGCUUACCUGCGCAGUGCGCAGCGACGCCGUAUGGCUCUUUGCAGUGCCUUCCAUGUGCCCCAACUCCUCUGUCAUAUGUGGAUAUGGACAGGAAAACCAUGUCCCCUCCAGCUUAUGAUCUCUUUGCAACAAAGCCACCACCUUCUUAUGACGAAGCUAUGAAAACAGGUGCACAGUAUAUUGAGACAGCACCAGCAAGGCCAAAGCGCAGUGACAUCCCUGGAGAGGUGACAGGAGGCUGUGGGCUGAACCCCAUCCAGUGCUCACUUGAUACAGUCAGCAGAGACCCAGCAGCGAGGCCAAAUCCUGAAUGCUCCCAGGAUGCAGCACAAGAACACCUCAGCUCCAGUCCAUUCCAGGCAGGGGAUAAACCUAGAGAAGGACAGACUGUAAGAGCUACAGAAGACGCAAAGAAUUGGGUUUCAUAGGCAUGUUAUUACAGAAAGGUAUUUCCUCUUGUGCCCUUGGAAUGAUCUGUCAGAAGAAACAUUGCUUGUGACUGCUGUAAUUUCCUGAUAAAGUUUCUUSAGGGAUAUGAAAUAAAAUGGCAGCAGUUUAAAAAUGCUUAUAAAAGUGAGCCAUGGAUGCUUGCUUGUUUUGUAAUAUAAAAAGUACUUCCUUGUGUCCAGCAUAUGGCAGUAAAAAAGGUGGGGGAAUGUUUCUAUCCUAGGAACACAGAGCACCAGAAUAGCAGGAGCAGCAGACGCCUUUCCAGAACAAACUUCCCAAGCCUGCGCUGAAAGCAGAAUCAGAAUAUUUCAGAAUAGUGUGAAAACUCUGCAGUUCGUGUCUGGUUUUGGCAGGUUAAGUUGUCCAGCAACGGCUGGAGCCCUGAACUUGUUGCUAUGUAACAGCAAAUGUUCCUUACAUAGAAAGCAAAUUGCAAACAAGGACACAGAAGUGUUCAUGGAGCGAAAGGCAGUAUGUUGUAUUUCAUAACUAGAGACAAGGAAUUAAGGCAGAUAAGAUGUUGUGUUUCUUGGUCAUGAGGCCUGAGAGGAUUGUUUCUGUGUUGCUUUCAUCUUUAAAUUUAAGUAUGAGUUUGUUUAUGGGUGGGAUCACUUUCCUAUAGCUCUUUGCCUGUUAGAGAACAAAACAGUCUCACAGACACCCUUCUCCCCAUGGUUGAGUGUUAUUAACAUGUUCCCAAUAUUCAUGCUCUUUGCUGAUUGAUCCUGAGAGGUUUGAAAGUCAGCAUGAACUGGAAAAUACUGACUGUUUGGA
Messenger RNA from Nothoprocta perdicaria, 1426 nucleotides. RefSeq names its product transmembrane protein 52 (gene TMEM52). The record is from RefSeq and is a predicted model, not a curated record. Lineage: Eukaryota; Metazoa; Chordata; Aves; Tinamiformes; Tinamidae. The transcript is spliced from 5 exons. Bases 1 to 630 code for a protein of 209 amino acids.